AAAAAACCAAUCUUUAUCUAAACAAAAAACCAAUUUAGUAAUGCCCACUGUGUUGAUUUUCACAAGAUUUUAGUAUUUUCUUCUUAUCCACAUUCAAUAAUAUUCACAAAAAAAAGAAACUACACAAAUUCACCUAAAAAUAGAAAUCAACAACAAAAAAAAUCAAAUCUUGAAAACCCCCUUUUGGAUAGAAGAGCAAAAAAAAUCAAAUCUUGAUUUGCCCCUUUUUGUGUAAUUGUUGUUUUUAGAUAAAAGAGAAAAAAAAAUCAAAUCUUGAAAACCCCUUUUUUGUUCUAAUGGGUAAAGGAGGUAGUGAUGAAAAUAUGGCUGCUUGGCUUCUUGGUGUUAACACCCUCAAGAUUCAGCCUUUCAAUCUCCCUGCUUUGGGACCCCAUGAUGUUAGAGUUAGGAUGAAGGCUGUCGGUAUUUGUGGAAGUGAUGUUCAUUACCUCAAGACCAUGAGGUGUGCGGAUUUUGUGGUUAAAGAACCAAUGGUGAUUGGGCAUGAAUGUGCCGGGAUCAUAGAGGAAGUUGGCGGUGAAGUCAAGACAUUGGUUCCUGGAGAUCGUGUAGCACUAGAGCCCGGAAUUAGUUGUUGGAGAUGUAAUCUUUGCAAAGAAGGGCGAUAUAAUCUCUGCCCCGAGAUGAAGUUCUUUGCUACUCCCCCUGUUCAUGGUUCUCUGGCGAAUCAGGUAGUCCACCCUGCAGACCUAUGUUUCAAGCUCCCGGAUGAUAUAAGUUUAGAGGAGGGAGCAAUGUGUGAGCCACUUAGUGUUGGUGUUCAUGCCUGUCGGCGUGCAAAUGUUGGUCCCGAGACAAACAUAUUAGUGCUGGGAGCUGGACCCAUUGGGCUUGUCACACUGCUUGCUGCUCGUGCUUUUGGUGCCCCAAGAAUUGUUAUUGUGGAUGUAGAUGACUAUCGUCUUUCUGUUGCAAAGAAGUUAGGAGCAGACGACAUCGUCAAGGUUUCAAUCAAUAUUCAGGAUGUAGCUACAGAUAUAGAAAACAUUCAGAAAGCAAUGGGAGGUGGAAUCGACGUGAGUUUUGACUGUGCAGGCUUUAACAAAACUAUGUCGACCGCCCUUGGUGCAACUCGUCCAGGUGGCAAAGUUUGCUUGGUUGGAAUGGGACAUCAUGAGAUGACCGUUCCUCUCACUCCAGCUGCUGCAAGGGAGGUCGACGUCAUCGGCAUAUUUCGCUACAAGAAUACAUGGCCAUUGUGUCUUGAGUUCUUAAGAAGUGGUAAGAUUGAUGUGAAACCUUUGAUCACACACAGGUUUGGAUUCUCUCAAAAAGAAGUUGAAGAAGCUUUUGAAACAAGUGCUCGUGGUGGUGAUGCUAUUAAAGUCAUGUUUAAUUUGUAAAAAAAAAAAUACUUUUUAAAUUUGAGAAAAUAAGUUUUUUUACCAAAUAUGUUUGAAAAAUGUAUAUCUAAAAAAAAAAUGUUUUUUUAAUGCUUUU
This is a messenger RNA of Solanum pennellii, 1461 nucleotides long. RefSeq names its product sorbitol dehydrogenase. Gene Ontology annotation, molecular function: oxidoreductase activity, acting on the CH-OH group of donors, NAD or NADP as acceptor; zinc ion binding. The transcript is spliced from 6 exons. The record is from RefSeq and is a predicted model, not a curated record. Bases 297 to 1364 code for a protein of 355 amino acids. NCBI's taxonomy places the organism in Eukaryota, Viridiplantae, Streptophyta, Magnoliopsida, Solanales, Solanaceae.